Molecule: messenger RNA, 2511 nt
Organism: Toxorhynchites rutilus septentrionalis
Lineage: Eukaryota; Metazoa; Arthropoda; Insecta; Diptera; Culicidae
Gene: sgl
Product: UDP-glucose 6-dehydrogenase
Exons: 5
Coding region: 562-2001 (479 amino acids)
Biological process (GO): glycosaminoglycan biosynthetic process
Cellular component (GO): cytosol; nucleus
Molecular function (GO): UDP-glucose 6-dehydrogenase activity; NAD binding
Source: RefSeq, a predicted model, not a curated record
AUGCCGUUUCGUCUCGUGUAUAUAUCGCGUUAUAUGUUAUGUUUGCUGUAUUCAGAGUUCUCAUUGAUGUAUCAUUAGUUGUGAGUAAACAAUUUACAUGGAAUGCAUUUGCAUUUGCCAUGUAUUUGCAGAAUAACAAGAGUCAAGCGACGCUGUGAUCAGUAGUGGAUGUGCAUUCGAGUUUGGUGGACGUGUCUCUAAGCAACAGCAGCAGCGGCAGCAUCAGCCGUAACAACACAAUUCGUGCUUCUUUCAUUUCGCACGAUCCUGCCCAAAUUUUUCUACACUCUACUUUUGCCACCGCCACGGAAAUAACGGAUGGAAGAUAGGGGAACGAAAACAAGAAAACGAAUAAGUGUACUGAAAAAAAGCCCAGUGAUAAAAACAGAAAGUGAGAUUUAGUAAGCAUAAAAAAAUCACGAUAUCCCACACAGUGUUCCAGUGUUGUUGUUGUUGUUGCCUAGAAGAAGUUGUGCAUUUUUAUCGCAAAUCGUCAGCAUCGUGGUGUAAAGUGUAAACAGGUUCAAUUGUACCGACGGAAUUGUGUACACACACCCAACAAUGGUCAUCUCUAAGAUUUGCUGCAUCGGAGCGGGAUACGUAGGGGGUCCCACGUGCAGCGUGAUGGCACUCAAGUGUCCCGACAUCAAGAUCACUGUCGUUGACCGAAGUGCGGAGCGCAUCGCUCAAUGGAAUUCCGACAAGUUACCUAUUUAUGAGCCUGGCCUAGACGAAGUGGUGAAACAGUGUCGCAAUCGGAAUCUGUUUUUCUCGACCGACAUUGAGACGGCAAUCCAGGAAGCGGAGCUGAUCUUCAUCUCAGUGAACACACCGACCAAGACAUACGGAAACGGCCGAGGGCGUGCCGCAGACCUCAAGUAUGUCGAGGGAUGCGCCCGUAUGAUUGCUGACAUGGCUCAGAACAGCAAAAUUGUGGUUGAAAAGAGUACAGUGCCGGUCCGCGCGGCCGAAAGCAUUAUGCACAUUCUGAAGGCUAAUCACAAACCAGGGGUGAAGUACGACAUCCUAUCGAACCCAGAAUUCCUUGCCGAAGGAACCGCCAUUGAGGAUCUAAUGAUGCCAGAUAGAGUGCUCAUUGGGGGCGAAGAGACACCACACGGCAAAGCAGCAAUCGAGAAACUCUCCUGGGUGUACGAACAUUGGAUUCCGAAGAAAAAUAUCCUCACUACCAACACCUGGAGUUCCGAGUUGUCCAAACUGGCGGCGAAUGCUUUUCUAGCACAACGGAUAUCUUCCAUAAAUUCACUGUCAGCAGUUUGUGAAGCUACGGGAGCGGAUGUCUCUGAAGUGGCCCGAGCGGUUGGCCUUGACUCGAGGAUCGGUCCCAAGUUUCUGCAAGCUUCCGUUGGCUUUGGCGGCAGUUGCUUUCAGAAAGAUAUCCUCAAUCUCGUCUACAUCUGUGAAGGACUCAAUCUACCGGAGGUGGCUGCCUACUGGCAGCAGGUCAUCGAUAUGAACGAAUACCAGAAGAAUCGGUUCUCCCAGAAGAUUAUCGAGUGUCUGUUCAACACGGUCACCGACAAGCGGAUAUCAAUUCUGGGAUUCGCCUUCAAGAAGAACACUGGGGACACACGCGAGACACCGGCCAUUACGGUGUGUAAAACCUUGCUCGACGAAGGCGCCCAGCUGAAUAUUUACGAUCCCAAAGUGGAACCCGAGCAGAUCAUUGCCGACCUGACGCAUCCAAAGUUGACGGAGAGUCCCGAACACGUGAAGAAGGCGGUGCAAAUUUUCUCCGAUCCCUACGAUGCGGUUAGGGGGACUCACGCGAUAGUCAUCUGUACGGAGUGGGAUGAAUUUAUUAGCUUGAACUACGAACGUAUUUACCAGUCGAUGAUGAAGCCGGCUUACAUCUUUGACGGGCGCAAAAUUCUGCACCACGAGAAACUUCAACAAAUCGGCUUCCACGUGCAGACCAUUGGCAAGAAGCUGAAUCGCAAUAUCCUGACCCGGUCCUGGGGUAGCGUUCCGCAGCUCUAAGGAGAAUGCUCCAACCAUGACAACGGUAAAUAUUUAUAUUACUCUCGAUCUCGCUGUAUGUUUAUCGGUAACAUAAGAACAGUAACGGUGUGUCGAGAAAAGGGUUUAGGUAUUAUGAGAAAUCCGAGAUAAGUUAUCAACGCGAAACGAAGUAUUAGAAGCGAUCAAAACGCAUCACAUCUUGUCCAGUUUGCAGUAGUCAUCCGCAGUAUAUAAGUUCCGCUAGAACCUGCUCCGAAGGUGCUCCGUGUUGCACCAGCAAAAGUAUUUAAUUGAAAUAUUGUUCACUGCUUCGAUGUAAUAAACCGUCUGUUUGUUUCGGUUAGUCUUAAUGGCCUUUUGGAGCUCAACUGGCUUUAUUGCAAUAUAUGUGUAAAAAUUGGCACAAUUUUCGUAAAGUUUAUAUAAUCAUAGGCCCAGCAAAUGUGGAGUCUACAACUCCUCAUUUAUUAGAGUUAAAACAGGACGUAAACAUAACUCGCCUUUAAUAAACAAUGUCACUAUUCGUUU